Molecule: messenger RNA, 384 nt
Organism: Cladophialophora yegresii CBS 114405
Lineage: Eukaryota; Fungi; Ascomycota; Eurotiomycetes; Chaetothyriales; Herpotrichiellaceae
Exons: 2
Coding region: 1-384 (127 amino acids)
Source: RefSeq, a predicted model, not a curated record
AUGAGCGAGACAGAAGAGUCCACGACGCUCGAUAUCCCCGUGGAAGAUCUUGCGAGAUGGGCAAGAACACAACGGAUUGUCGACGGAAACUGGGGAGACGACAAGAUAUUCACCUUGCAAAAGCCAAGGAUGGGCAAGAUCCUGUCCAGAAAGAUGAAGGCUGGUCUGGAGGGUCAGGUCCAUGGGUGGGAGGUCAUGAGAGUCAUGAGACAGGACACCUUCCUCACCAUCACGGACUUCCAUGCCACACUGAUUGCGCUGAACGUGCAGGCAGGCUGCACUGUCGGCGGACAGCCCGUCGUUCAAGGCCAGUGGAUCGAGGUCGAAGCGGGCCAGAGUGUCAUGCUGCAGCCACAGGGGGAUUUUCUGUGCGUUGUCGUCUGA